CAAGUCCAACCUCCAAAGCGGCAGACGCGUCUUUUUGCCUUAAUCGAAAGUCUUGUCCUAAACUGAAAUGUAAAUCCACAUUUCAUGAGUGAAUGCCUUAAAUUGGAUUGGGAGUUUAGGACAGUGGUAGCGAGAUACGCGCGACAAGAAAACACUGCCCUUUUUACUGCAUUUUUUUUUUAAUAGCUUUAAGGACAAAAAAAAUUUAAUUCCAUUUGGGCUGCUCAUUAGACUUAUUCUCAUCUGGUCAUCACCUUGAUCUCAUCAAGAUCUCAACUUUUUCUUAUCUUACUUGUUGUUGUUGUUGUUGUUGUUGUUGUAUUACGCUUUAAUUUCCUACCGGCCAAGCGCCGUUUCCAUUUCUCUUUGUAGUCUUUCCAGUCUAGUAAGUUGUAACUUCUUUCUUGGCUCAUCUGAUCAGUUUCAUCUUCUAUUGGCUUAAUGGUUGACAUUUCUGGGUUGUGAUUGCAUAUGCUAUUCCUUCAAGUUUAUAUCUUCCUUAUUCUUGUAUUCAAUUUGUGCGUUGCCAGUGGAUGUAGAUGGGAAAGUAAACUUUAAUACCAUAAUAACUAGUAGAAUUCUAAGAGUUGCUGUCAUAAGUCAUUUCUUAUGAAAUAAAAAGGCUUUCCAGUACACAGACUUUGGAUAGCAACUUGGAGUUGAUUGGGUCUUUUUAAUUUUCCUUGACUUUGUUGGGGUUUCCUGUUUUCUGGAGUGCAGUCAAAGUUGUUAGGUAGAUCCUUAUGGUCCUGGGGAGCACAGAGUUUGCCCUCUGUAAAUUUUUUUAGAUCUUAUACAUGUUUGAUUGGCUGAGGCACCAAUAAUCUCAAGAGGGUUAGAUAAGAAAUGGGGAAUACUUGUGUUGGACCUAGCCUCUCCAAAAAUGGUUUCUUGCAGUCUGUUUCUGCUGCAAUGUGGCGAACUCGAUCCCCGGAUGAUAUGGUAGGUAAUAUUGAAAGUGUCCACACUGAAAGUGAGACUCCUACUGCUACUGGCAAAGAACCAGAAUCCCCUCUGCCUGUCCAAAGCAAGCCACCAGAACAAGUCAAGAUUCCUGGACCAGAAGUGGAAUUAAAGCCUGAACCAGAACCGAAAGAAGAGAAACCGGCCAAGGCUAAGGUGCCCCGGCCUGUGAAGAGGGUUCCAAGUGGGUUGAAGGAAUCAGUUCUGCAAACCAGAACUGGUAAUUUGAAGGAAUUUUAUAGUUUGGGUAAGAAAUUAGGACAAGGUCAGUUUGGAACUACAUUCCUUUGUGUGGAGAAGGCCACAGGAAAGCAGUACGCUUGCAAAUCUAUUGCCAAAAGGAAGUUGUUGACGGAUGAUGAUGUCGAAGAUGUUAGACGGGAAAUUCAGAUAAUGCACCAUUUGGCAGGCCAUCCUAAUGUGAUUUCAAUUAAAGCAGCUUAUGAGGAUGCGAUUGCGGUUCAUGUUGUGAUGGAGUUCUGUGCAGGAGGUGAACUUUUCGAUAGGAUUAUUCAGCGUGGGCAUUAUACUGAAAGAAAGGCAGCUGAGCUUACAAGGACAAUUGUUGGCGUUGUAGAAGCUUGUCACUCGUUAGGGGUGAUGCAUCGUGAUCUGAAGCCUGAGAAUUUCCUUUUUGUAAAUCAGAGGGAAGAUUCCCUUCUCAAGACAAUUGAUUUUGGCUUAUCCAUAUUUUUCAAGCCAGGGGACAAAUUUACCGACGUUGUUGGCAGUCCAUAUUAUGUUGCUCCUGAAGUCCUUCGAAAGCGUUAUGGUCCUGAAGCGGAUGUCUGGAGUGCUGGAGUGAUUGUCUACAUUCUACUAAGUGGUGUACCUCCUUUCUGGGCUGAAUCUGAGCAAGGAAUAUUUGAACAAGUCUUGCAUGGAGAUCUUGACUUCGCGUCUGAUCCCUGGCCCAGUAUUUCUGAAAGUGCAAAGGAUUUGGUGAAGAAAAUGCUUGUUAGAGACCCUAAGAGGCGUCUAACAGCACAUGAAGUCCUGCGCCACCCUUGGGUUCAAAUUGAUGGUCUUGCUCCUGACAAACCCCUGGACUCUGCAGUUCUAAGCCGCAUGAAACAAUUCUCCGCCAUGAACAAGCUAAAGAAAAUGGCUUUAAGAGUCAUUGCAGAUUCAUUGUCUGAAGAAGAAAUAGCUGGACUGAAGCAAAUGUUUAAGAUGAUAGAUGCAGAUAAUAGUGGGUCAAUCACUUUUGAAGAGCUCAAAACUGGACUACAACGUGUUGGUGCCAAUCUUAAUGAGUCCGAGAUUUAUGAUCUAAUGCAAGCUGCUGAUGUGGAUAACAGUGGAACAAUUGAUUAUGGGGAGUUCAUUGCAGCGACAUUACAUCUUAACAGAGUUGAAAGAGAGGACCACCUGUUUGCUGCUUUCAACUACUUUGACAGGGAUGGAAGUGGUUAUAUUACGGCAGAUGAACUUCAACAAGCAUGCAAGGAAUUCGGCAUGGAUGAUACCAGCCUGGAUGAUAUGAUCAGAGACGUUGACCAAGAUAAUGAUGGACGCAUUGAUUACAAAGAGUUUGUGGCCAUGAUGCAACGAGGAAAUCCCGUUGCUGGAGGUGGUAGGAGAGGCCUAGAGGAUAGCAUCAGCAUUAAUUUCAGGGAAGCCUUUAAACUAUAGAACACCAGGCUGCAGAAAGGUUUAAUCCUUCAAUUCUUUCAUCAAUUUUCCCACGGAUGUUUUAAGAUGAACAAUUAUUACGGUCUCCAUGUAUUACAGAGUGUACAGUAGGAAAUAUAAUCCGAGCAAUUUUCUAGUUGCUGCCAGGUUUUAGCUUCUGUUGGUUGUGCUGUAUACAGCUUUUCUUUUAUACUGCCCACAACACCCUUAAAAAAAAAAAAAUCUAAAAACAUGUUUUUCUAAAUUAUACGAUCUGACUAUUGGAAGGUGGAUAUGUGGUUGGCAUUGUUAUAUUGCUUCAUCUGUUAUCGCUUGUGUAUUGGGAGCCGUUGUUGAUUGAGAUGAGAGGGAAACUAGGAAUAGAAUGCUUUCAAGCAUGGACGAUAAUCGGUCAGUCACAGGAACUAACUUAGUCCAGACUGAAUUUGCUGUAGAGAGUGCAGAUUGGUUGAAUUUGCAAUUGCAUUUUUGAGGGAAAAAGGCAAAGUUUGUGUGACAUGGAUCAUAAUCCUUGAAAUGCCGUCUGGAUAUUCCUUUUUUUUUUGUGG
Molecule: messenger RNA, 3146 nt
Organism: Oldenlandia corymbosa var. corymbosa
Lineage: Eukaryota; Viridiplantae; Streptophyta; Magnoliopsida; Gentianales; Rubiaceae
Source: the annotation of a GenBank genome assembly